Miscanthus lutarioriparius is the source of this 3150-nucleotide messenger RNA. Lineage: Eukaryota; Viridiplantae; Streptophyta; Magnoliopsida; Poales; Poaceae. The record is from the annotation of a GenBank genome assembly.
AUGAUCUUCAAGCGGAAUCAGCGGUCGGAGAUCCUUGCGCUGCGGCGCUGCAAUGCCGCGGGCGGCGGAGGGGAGGACGAGGUGGGAGGCGACCCCCACCCGAGGAAGAGGCGGAGGGGCGACGAGUUCUUCCCCGUCGAGCUGCUCGGACACGUCCCAGCCUCCGCCAUCCCGUACGCGGCCUUCGGGCUCCGGUGGAGCGAGGAGCCCGAGGCGCCGGCAGAGGCCGCGCAACCACCGCCCGCGGCGAGGCCACCGGUGGUGCGCACGUCGCGGGGCCGCACCCAGGUGCUGCCCUCUAGGUUCAAUGACUCGGUACUUAUCGACCCCUGGAAGAAGGAGAAGCCGGCCAAGCCGCCGCCGCCGCCGUCUCCGCCUGUCAAGACAGAGCAUUUGGUGCGCAAAAACGGGCUGCUGCACAGUAAAGGUGCAAUUUUUGACAGGAGCUUUGCAUUGUCCGAGGUAGAUGACGACGAUGAGGAGGAGGCCAUGGUGGAACGUUACCGAGCACGCCGCAAUUUUGGUGGCUCCAGGAAGUACUUAACCUCUCGGAGCACACUUACCUCGGUACAUGAUGAACCAUACAGCAAUUACCACAGAAAGGAAGUGAUGCUUAGGCAUUACUAUGAGGAAGAAGAUGAGGAAGACGAGGAGGAUGAACAAGAGGAGGAUGAAGGGUGUGAGGAAGAGGAGAAAGAAGAGACUUUUCACUGUACUGAGCAAUUGGUGUAUGGGGACAUUGUGUGGGCAAAGCUUGGCAAACAUCAGCCGAUGUGGCCAGGAGUGCUGGUCGACCCAACUCAGCAGGCUGCUGCCGAUGCAAUGCCACCACAGCCUCGCGGUGUUGCUGUGCUUUGUGUGAUGCUAUUUGGCUGGUGCACAGAGUUCAGUGAUGAGAAGAAGUACGUGUGGGUGACGCAGGGGUUGAUAUUUCCAUUUUCGGACUACAUGGACCGAUUUCAAGGGCAGACAGAACUAAGCAGUUGCAUACCUGCUGAUUUCCGGAGGGCAGUAGAAGAGGCCUUUUUGGCUGAUCAGGGAUUCUCAGAAGUAGUGGUGGAUUGCAGCACCAAGGGACAGCCUGUGGUGUGUCAUUCUUUCCCAGAUGAUUUACAUGAAGUGACUGGUUCAAAUGAGUUGGAGUACCAGCCACAGAUUAAGCAGUGCAGAAGAGCACUGCAGUGUGAGAGUUGUGGAAACUGCUUUCCGAACAAGGAUGCAAACAAGAUGGUGUAUGUGAUGGAGCAACUUGCUUGCAGACUUUGUGCCGGGAUCUUGGCAUUAAAAAAGUACUGUGGAAUUUGUUUAAAAAGUUUGCAACAUAAAUCUGGUGGAAGAUGGGUUUGCUGUCAUGGCUGUGAAAGUUGGGUUCAUUCAGAAUGCGAUGAAAACUGCAGCAACCUAAAGGAUCUACAAGACAACAGUUAUCACUGCCCUUACUGUAGAGUUAAAAUGAAUUCAACUCUCCCUGGGAAGAACACAAAAUUUUCUGAUGUCAGAAAAAAUAGUUCUGCACAGAAAGGAAGCAAGCCUAACAAAGUUGCACUGGUCUGUUUUGACCUGGAAGGAACAUACCAACCAGAUCUCGAAUUAAUUUCUUGCCAUUGUGGCCCUUGCAAGGGACAGAAAUUUUUGUUCAAUGAAUGGGAGCGGCAUGCUGGCUGUAGAAGUAAAAAUUGGAGGUCCAGUAUUAAGCUUAAGGGCUCAUUGAUGCCAUUUGGGAAAUGGAUAGAUCGACAUCAGCCAGGCGUGUGCCCUACUAAUCCUUCAAAACGCUUAUCUCAGAAAAUGAAGAAACAGAAGUUAAUUGAUUUGCUAAAUGACCCAUAUGAUCCUGUAAAUGUAAAAUGGACGACAGAAAGAUGUGCAGUCUGUAGAUGGGUUGAAGAUUGGGAUUACAACAAAAUUGUGAUUUGUAAUAGAUGUCAGAUCGCAGUUCAUCAGGAAUGUUAUGGUGUGACGGGUAAGCAAGACUUUACUUCAUGGGUUUGUCGGGCUUGUGAAAAACCUGAGCAAAAGAGGGAGUGCUGUCUUUGCCCUGUGAAAGGUGGUGCUUUGAAGCCAACAAAUGUUGAUAACUUGUGGGUUCACGUGACAUGUGCAUGGUUUCAGCCACAGGUUGCUUUUGCUGAUGAGCUCAUGGAACCUGCUAUUGGGAUAUUGAACAUUCAACCUUUGCUAUUUAUGAAGAUGUGUGUGAUUUGUAAGCAAAUACAUGGUUCAUGUACUCAAUGCUACAGGUGCUCUACUUACUACCAUGCCAUUUGUGCAUCAAGGGCAGGCUAUCGAAUGGAGCUUCACUGCUUGGAAAAAAAUGGCAAACAGACAAUAAAGAAGAUUUCUUACUGUGCCCAACAUCGGAGCCCUAACCCUGAUAAUGUUUUGAUAAUUCACACUCCUGCUGGAACUUUCUCAUCAAAAAAGCUUGCUCAGAGCAAUGGCAAGGUAGCUGCAUCGAGACUGAUCAGGAAAGAUAUUCCCUUGGAUUUGCCGUCAGAAGUUGAAAUUUCAGAGAACAUAUCAGCGGCAAGAUGUCGGAUUUAUGUUAGGAAGGAUCUAAAGAGAUCUAGAGAUGGAGCAAUUGCGCAUCGUGUUAGAGGACCUUGUCAACACCGCUGGGAUGAAAUUGAUAAUCUGAAUCCACCAAGGGAAAAGAGGGAUCCAGAAUCUUUUUGUACUUUCAAGGAGCGUUUGUGUUAUUUACAGAAAACAGAGCAUGGUAGAGUAUGCUUUGGUAGAUCAGGAAUUCAUAGGUGGGGACUUUUUGCUCGGAGGGACAUUCAAGAAGGAGAAAUGGUCCUUGAGUAUCGCGGUGAGCAGGUUAGACGAAGUGUAGCUGAUUUACGGGAAGAAAAAUAUCGUGUGCAAGGCAAAGAUUGCUAUCUUUUCAAAAUCAGUGAGGAAGUGGUUGUUGAUGCCACAGACAAAGGAAAUGUGGCACGAUUGAUCAAUCAUUCUUGCACACCAAACUGCUAUGCAAGGAUUAUGAGUGUUGGACAUGAUGAAAGUCGUAUUGUUCUAAUAGCCAAGAAAAAUGUUUGUGCUGGUGAUGAGCUAACGUAUGACUACCUGUUUGAUACAGAUGAGGCUGAUGAACGGAAAGUGCCAUGCCUUUGCCAGACUGCUAACUGCCGGAAAUUCAUGAAUUAG